CAGAUUCGCGCCCCUAUUUUUGCUUCGCCAGGAACUCAGCUGAGAGACUGAGUGGUCUAGACCUUAUUUUGAUGACCAUUAAACACCGAUGGCCCUGUCAAUCUACAAGUACUUAAAUCCAGGAUGGUAAGCUUAUCGCCAGGAUGAUUGUUGGAGCUCAGGCCAUCUUCUCCCAAGUACCGUCCCUCAGGACUUCAUAAUAUAUAAUCCCUCCAGUAUACGGAUAGUUACUACUUGAAAGGCCAUUACUAUUGAGUUCACAAUGCCUAACGUCUCGCAGCCGGCCCUAGCCGGAUUAUCAGCACUCGAGAGGCUACCAGUGGAAAUUAUCCAAGAGAUCUUCCUCCACUGUCUCGAGGUCAACCUCCCACGAGCCUCCAUCCACAUUGCCCGGGCUCUCUCCAACACGGUCCUAUACACCUGGGUCAUUCGCUAUGUCUUCAGCAGCACCAACGAAAGCGCAAGACGGGAUUUCUUUACACCUGAUUUUCUUCCCUGGCCUCUUGAUGUUUUCUCCAUCUCUCCCAAUGAGAGGAAGAACCUGCAAACCGUCAUCCUCGGUUGUCGCUGGUGUACACUACCUCUGAUCCGCAAGUGCCAGAGGGACUACAUCGAGCACACGAUCCGCCGCAAGUGUCUACAGCUAGACUUAUCACCGGAAGACCGCCAGAUCCUCACCAAUAUUGGCGAACACUUCGACAACGAUCAACAUCUCACGCCUGAUGACACGAUCCAUGCUCAUCGCGGCAAAGGCGACCUAAUCCUCAAAGGCAAAAUUCCAAAGUCGGAUGUGGACUGCAAAGUUGCAGUGUGGUUCGAAGCUGGCGCAGUCCAGAUCCGUCCUUCCAGUGAGAUCUACCAGGAGACCGACAUCUUCCGGCUACCAUGCUUCGCAGCCAACCUACCAGUCCAGGUCCCGGACAAGAUACUUUUUCCUCCUUGGACCGACUCUAAACUGGACUUCCUCGAGCUACUCUCAAUGGACGGCUAUCUUGACGAGGACCCCGAACACCCGCGGGCGAAGCGGAUCCUCCGACAGACGAUCCGAGACCGCGACCUCGCAACGUUCAAGCGAUUGCUGAGCAUGCGGAUUCGGGUGCCGUGGUACAAGUACCCCAUUCGGUGGCCGGUCCUGCCAAAUCACUUCUACGUGGCUUUGAAGUAUGCGGACGAGGUGGAGGACCCUUUCGUCCGGUUGCUGGUGAGUCAGCGAUGGGAGGAUAUCCCAUCUGACGACUUUCAGCUCAAGGAUCAAUUGAUGGCUAAACUUGGGACAGGCAUCUCGGGAUAAAUUGCCAGGAUGACCUCAGUCCGCAGGACAUACACGAUAUACAACUACGGGGUACGCGUAUUUUACUUCGACAUUUCAUAAAAUGGUGAAAGAUUUCAUUGCUCGAUAUGGAGACACAGGAUAUCAGGCACAACAAAUAAGAUGAGAAGGAAACGCAGCAGCAAUCCAAAGGAACCACAAAAACUCCGAACUGAUAUCCAUAUUCAUAUCCGUCAUAACGUCAUGGCGUUCAAGGUCAAAGGUUGAGGUCAAGGUCGGACAUGUCGCGUGUUUAACUAAUGUCAGACCCUUGACCUCCGCGUUCUUCUCCUCCUUCCACCACAGGAUCCGCAAGUCAGGCACGAGAUGAUCACGUCGAAGAGGGUAACGACACCGUCGAUGAUGGCUUUGCAGACAGCACCGAUCGUGUUGACGAUGCCCAUCAGGCAAGCGCCGAUGGCGUGGAAGAUACUAGUGAU
Aspergillus piperis CBS 112811 is the source of this 1749-nucleotide messenger RNA. RefSeq lists its product as uncharacterized. Bases 263 to 1291 code for a protein of 342 amino acids. The transcript has a single exon. Lineage: Eukaryota; Fungi; Ascomycota; Eurotiomycetes; Eurotiales; Aspergillaceae. The record is from RefSeq and is a predicted model, not a curated record.